AUGGGUGGAACAUCGGUGUCGAAACUGUGGAUCUUUCGUCAUCUGAAGGAAGAUCUCGUAGCGCUACAGAGGGAAAUCGAUUCAGCCAAGAUAAAUCUGAGUUUAUUGCUUCAAUCAGUUCAAGUCAGACAUCUGUGUCUCCAAAGCCCCUCUUCGGAAGGCACAGAAAGCCCCUCUUCGGAAUCCUCCACUCAGACAGCCGCUCUCGGAUCGACCAAUGAGUCUUUAGGGCUGGGACCAGAGCUAACAGAAUCUGCCGCUCCGUUGUCGAACCAGGCCAUUGACGUCGCGAACACACAUCAAGCAAUCAAGCGCCAGAAAUUGAAAUACCGCCAAGACUGCUUAUCAAGAUCUUGUUGCUGUCAAUGCCAUCACUCAGAGAAGGCCUCCGGGCGCUUUUGGGCACUCGACUACAGCCUCAUGGGGAUCUUUCAGACAUGCAACGUGGAAGAAUGUAAUGCAGCGAAGUACGGUGUGAACAUUCGAUUGGCUCUGACGCAGCUUGGCAUCCAUCGAUCUGUUGUGAUAAAGGUCCACUUUCUCAGCGGAUUGGGGUCCUUUUCACCGUCGUUCAGUCUCCAGACUGACUGCACCGUCCCCUACACGUCUCCAGGAUUUGAGGUCAUUUGGAGGUGCCAGAACGGGGCGAUCAAAUACGAAGAUGCUCGGAGUCGUCUGAUACAUCUCUAUCAAAAUGACCCAAGCUUUCGGUACCACGUGAAUCCGGCUGGAAAGUCCUACAUCGAAGAGCUUGUACGUUGUCCAUGGGGCGGGUUCGCCACCCGGAGACAGCUUGGACUUUUGCAACUGCUCAUGGGCGAUUUGGGCAUGGUACAAGGCAGCAUGCAUCCCGGAUUCCUCACAAGAUGCGCGAAAUGGAUUGGGGAAGGACCGCACCUCUACCUCCUCGAGACGCUGAUCGACCUUGAUUUCGACGCUGGAGAGGUGGAAGCUCAGGCAUGGCCAGAACCUUGCUCGUCAAAUUGGAUAUCCGAGGAAUCCACGCCUGAUCCUUUCUUUGUCGAGUACAUAAGCCUUCUCUCCAAGGAUAACCAGGGUUUCGCUGGCAUGACACCCCUUCAUGAGGCCGUCUUGUUUGGAUCACCAGAUUCGGUCAAGAAAUGGAUUGAGUGCUCCAAACCAGAUCAGAAGAACUUCCUUGGCCAAACCCCACUUCACCUCGCAGUCUACAAUCCCGAGAACCUGACGGCCCUGAUAGAAUCGGGACACGAUGUGAACGCCCUCGACAACUAUGGCAUAACGCCACUGAUGUACGCAGCAGCGGCUGACAAAGAAGAUGCUCUCUAUAUUCUCAUCAACUCCCAUGCCGAUCUAGAUAUCGUAGACAGACGAGAAAAUCGCACGUUCUUUGACUAUGCUAUGGCAAGACGCAACUGGGCUCUGAUCUACAAUCUUCUUUUGGUCGUUAAACAAUCCACCACGAAAGAAGUCGCAGAGUCCUGGGUUCGAGCAGCAACAAUCAAUGCUCAGUUGUCAUUUCCGAAACUUCUUUAUAACAGUCCGAUCUCUCUUGGUCACUUGCUAGCUCUGUGUGAAGACGUCAACUUCACGUAUGACGGGGUAAACGUCAAGAACAACUGCCUUGCCCACGACAUCAUCACCUCGUCCGAGUUGGAAGCCUUGGUCAACAAUGGGUUCACCAUGAUCAACCACAUCAACAGCCUCGGCCAACACGCUCUCAUCAACGCCGUGAAGCUGAAAGACGUCGCCUUGACUUCUAGACUCUUAGAGCUCGGAGCUAGUGUCAACCUCGAAGACAAUCAGCAUCGCACAGCAAUUGGGCACGCGCUGAGGGGCCUGCAAAUUAGCGACUUCAAUCAAACACGGUUAACAAUGAACGUUGUGAGGAUCUUGCUUACUGCCGAUGCGAAUGUUCUCGUCAGAGAUCGUUGCAGAUGCCCGUGCUCACCGACAGGCUGUCUCACUGCCGCACCGAAGGAGGGUCGUAGGGACCGUUUUGGACGUGGCUUCCAAUGUUCCAUAUGGUCAUUGGAGUGGCUCAUUCUUAUCCAACAAUAUCGAGGCGUCGAAGUUGCGAGAGAGGUUGUUUUGUCCUUCAUCCGAGAAGAGACACACAAAGAUCUGGACAUGACCCAUGUCUGUUGCGAGCUUGAACUCGACGAAUCCCCCCUUCGAUUCAUCUUCAAGUCAAAGAGGUCCGAAGAUGACAUUGUAGAAAUCAUGGACGAGGAGCAGGAAUUCACGGACAUUCUGAACAGUGACAUCGACCACAGAGACGAGGAGGAAUACGAAGCUCUCCUUAACUAUUGGUUCACCCUACUUCGAGACUCGAUUCGAAAAGCCAGCCUGAAGGCCGCAAAAACAAAACCGCACAAACGCCCAAGACAAAAAAUGCACGAAAUUGACUACAAGAACGAUUGUUUCAUUUUCAAUAUAUCUACUGAUACAGACUGGGCCCAAAAUCCAGAGCCGACCGUCAAGAGCUCGGUCUGCAGUUACGUCUUGUGGAUGGAGCACGAGUAUCACCACGGGCAAACGUCCCAGCUCGAGACAUUCGCUCGAGAAGCCUGGUAUUCGAAACGUGUUUCAUUGCUUUGCACACUGCUCGACAUCAUUGAAAUUCGCACAGGCUUUCUUACUGAUUGGGUGGGAAGAAUGCAACCAUUGUGGAUAGAUGGUCGCGAAGAUCCCAUCGAUCCCGAGCCAUACAUCAAACACUUCUUGGCCUCUGCUAACACUCGAUGA
Colletotrichum siamense is the source of this 2727-nucleotide messenger RNA. Its product is annotated as Serine/threonine-protein phosphatase 6 regulatory ankyrin repeat subunit C. The coding region runs from base 1 to 2727 and encodes 908 amino acids. NCBI's taxonomy places the organism in Eukaryota, Fungi, Ascomycota, Sordariomycetes, Glomerellales, Glomerellaceae. The record is from RefSeq and is a predicted model, not a curated record. The transcript is spliced from 6 exons. Gene Ontology annotation, molecular function: protein binding.